Messenger RNA from Capsicum annuum, 1549 nucleotides. Its product is annotated as 1-aminocyclopropane-1-carboxylate oxidase 3. NCBI's taxonomy places the organism in Eukaryota, Viridiplantae, Streptophyta, Magnoliopsida, Solanales, Solanaceae. The transcript has 4 exons. The coding region runs from base 336 to 1295 and encodes 319 amino acids. The record is from RefSeq and is a predicted model, not a curated record.
ACACUGCAUUUGGGAAAGGCCGGAACCCAAGGAUAUACUGUACUCAACCUUACCUUGUACUUCUAGUAGAGGUAAUUUCCACGGCUUGAACUCAUGACCUCCUGGUCACAUAACAACUUUAUCGGUUACUCCAUGGCUCCCUCCUAAGAACAAGGUAAUUAAGGGCAAAUCCCUCUAAGUUGUACUUCCUAUAUUCUUGAUUUCUUCCCCUAUAAAUACCCUUCCAGUCUUACUCUUUCCCAUCAAACAUUAAAUAUUCAUCUCUUCAAUCUUUUGUAUUCACAAAUAUUCUAUUUGUUAACAAACUAAGAAGCACAUAUAUAAUUUACAAAAAGAUGGAGAACUUCCCAAUUAUCAACUUGGAAAAGCUCAAUGGAGAUGAGAGAUCCACCACCAUGGAAAUGAUCAAAGAUGCAUGUGAGAAUUGGGGCUUCUUUGAGUUGGUGAACCAUGGGAUUCCACAUGAAGUAAUGGACACAGUGGAGAAAUUGACAAAGGGACAUUACAAGAAGUGCAUGGAACAGAGGUUCAAGGAAUUGGUGGCCAGCAAGGGACUUGAUGCUGUGCAAGCUGAGGUUACUGAUUUGGAUUGGGAAAGCACUUUCUUUUUGCGCCAUCGUCCUGUUUCUAACAUUGCUGAUGUACCUGAUCUUGAUGACGAAUACAGAGAGGUCAUGAGAGAUUUUGCAAAAAGAUUGGAGAAGUUAGCUGAGGAGUUACUGGACUUACUCUGUGAAAAUCUUGGGCUUGAAAAGGGUUACUUGAAAAAGGCCUUUUAUGGAUCAAAAGGUCCCAAUUUCGGAACCAAGGUGAGCAACUAUCCACCAUGCCCCAAGCCUGAUUUGAUCAAGGGACUCCGCGCCCACACAGAUGCUGGUGGCAUCAUACUUCUCUUCCAAGAUGACGAAGUGAGUGGCCUUCAACUCCUCAAAGACGAACAAUGGAUCGAUGUCCCUCCCAUGCGCUACUCUAUUGUGGUUAACCUCGGCGACCAACUUGAGGUGAUCACCAACGGGAAGUAUAAGAGCGUUAUGCACAGAGUGAUUGCACAAACAAACGGGACUCGCAUGUCACUUGCUUCAUUUUAUAAUCCAGGAAACGAUGCAGUGAUCUAUCCAGCACCAGCUUUGAUCGAAAAAGAGGAAGAGGAAAGCAAGCAAGUGUACCCAAAGUUCGUGUUUGAUGACUACAUGAAGUUAUAUGCUGGACUCAAGUUUCAGGCCAAAGAACCAAGGUUCGAAGCCAUGAAAGCCAUGGAAGCUGAUGUGAAAGUUGAUCCAAUUGCAAGUGCUUAAUUUCCAAUUCACAAAGAAGAAAAGAAAAUGAUUCUGUUCUUUAAGUUUCACAAACCCAACUAAAAACAUUAUUUGCUUCUAUAGGGUCACAGAAUCAUAUAAAAGAUGGUGUUGCUCUACUGUGUGGUGGUAUAAAGAGUCCUAAGUUUGUGUCUAAAAAUAAUACUAGUAGUAUGAUAAAUCAAAGUUACUUUCAAGUGUGAUUUUUAUACAAAUAAAAUAAUUGGCAGUCCCCUAUUCCUCUUUUCAUGAAA